Molecule: messenger RNA, 462 nt
Organism: Triticum turgidum subsp. durum (durum wheat)
Lineage: Eukaryota; Viridiplantae; Streptophyta; Magnoliopsida; Poales; Poaceae
Source: the annotation of a GenBank genome assembly
AUGUUCAGACAUACGUUACAAGCUGUUGCAUUCCUCAGCGAGGAGAAAAUCACCACCAAAGUGGAGCACUUGAAGAAAACGUUCAAGUGGUCGGAUGCUGAGGUGGGCAUUGCUGUUUCUAAGGCUCCAACAGUGCUACAUAGGACUAAGGAAUCGCUGCAGCGCAGGUCCGAGUUCCUCAUCUCCGAGGUGGGGUUGGAACCGGCAUAUAUUGCUUGUUGUCCGGUAUUACUCAUGUACAGCUUGGAGGGCCGGCUCAGACCCCGAUACUACGUCGUUAGAUUUCUCAAGGUAAAUGGAUUGCUAGAUCACGACCGGGACUACUAUGCUGCAGUCAUGAUCAGCGAGAAGGUAUUCGUCGAGAAGUUCAUAUGCCCUCAUAAGGAUGCUGCACCGCAUCUCGCUGAAGAUUAUGCAACAGCUUGCAGAGGGGAGGUUCCAGCUAGAUUCAGUUUUACAUGA